Messenger RNA from Strongyloides ratti, 5622 nucleotides. Its product is annotated as Epidermal growth factor-like domain and Laminin G domain and EGF-like calcium-binding domain and Cadherin domain and Concanavalin A-like lectin/glucanases superfamily domain and Concanavalin A-like lectin/glucanase, subgroup domain and Cadherin-like domain-containing protein. Gene Ontology annotation, biological process: homophilic cell-cell adhesion. Gene Ontology annotation, molecular function: calcium ion binding. Gene Ontology annotation, cellular component: cell-cell junction; plasma membrane. The record is from RefSeq and is a predicted model, not a curated record. The transcript has a single exon. Bases 1 to 5622 code for a protein of 1873 amino acids. Lineage: Eukaryota; Metazoa; Nematoda; Chromadorea; Rhabditida; Strongyloididae.
AUGGAUAUAUUAAAAAUUGAAGCAACUAAUAAUGGAAAUGAAGUUAAUAUUAUUAAAUAUUUUAUUGCAUCUGGUGAUUCAAAUGAUGAUUUUUACAUAGAUCCAUUGACGGGAGUUUUAUCUGUUAAAAAAUUAAAUCGUGAAAAUUUUCCAGGAUAUAAUCUUAUUGUUGGAGUUUCAUUAUCUAAUUAUAUAGCUUAUACUUCAUAUCAAAGAGUACAAAUACAUGUUAUUGAUGUUAAUGAACCUCCACAAUUUAUAUUACCAAUAUAUGAAGUAAAAGUUGAAGAAAAUGAAAUUAUACCAAAAAAAUUAUUAACUGUACAUGCAAUAGAUAAUGAUUCUAAUGAUUUUAAUCAAAUUGAAUAUAAAAUUAUUUAUGGUAAUGAAAAUAAAGAAUUUAUCAUUGAUUCUAAGACAGGAGAAAUUACACUUAAUAAAAUUCUUGAUGCUGAAGAAAAAAAUAAAUAUAUAUUGACAGUGGAGGCAAAAGACAAUGAUAAUUUAUCUUCAACAACAAAAGUUUUAAUUACCGUCAAAGAUCAAAAUGAUAACAGUCCCAAAUUUACAAGAUUAUUUUCACCAGAAAUUUAUGAAAAUAAUUUUAUUGGUGAAAUUAUUUGUACUAUUACAAGUACUGAUUUAGAUAUUGAUAUUGAAAAUAGAAAUAAUUUAUAUUUUUUGGAAAAUAAUUACAAUGAUACUUUUAAUUUAGAUAGUAAAACUGGUGAAUUAAAAGUAAUGAAAAUUUUAGAUAGAGAAGAAGUAUCAGAGUAUAAAUUACGUGUAACAGCAAAAGAUGACUUUUGGCAAAUAUCAACAACAUUUUUUGUUACAGUUAAAGAUAAAAAUGAUAACAAACCACAAUUUGAAAAAUCUUUUGUUAAUAUAAAAUUAAGUGGCAAUGAAAAGUAUGGAGAUGUUUUGUAUGUAAUUAAAGCAACAGAUAAAGAUGAAGGAAAAAAUGCUAGAAUAAUUUAUAAAUUAGAAGAUCCAAGAACAGAAAUUAUUUAUGUAGAACCAUUAACUGGACAAAUAAUUUUUCUCUCACAUUUAAAUACAUUUGAAUCACAAAAGAUAAUUAAAGUUAUUGCCAUAGACAUGGGUGACAAUCCACUGGAAACAUCUAUUGAUAUUAUUAUUGAAAAAGAGAUAAAUAAAAAUAAUGUUUCAAGUGUUGAAAGUUUUAAUUUUAUUGAAAGUAUUGACCAGGUAACUAUACCUGUAUGGGAGAACAUUGAUUACAAUAGUAAACUAUUUGAGUUUGAUAAAAAAUAUUUCAUAACAUCUAUUACCUGUCCAAAAAAUAAAAAAAAUAUGUUUAAUGAAUUGUGUGAGAAGGAAAAUUUAUUUGAAAUUAAAAAUCAAACUUUAUAUUUAGUUGGAAAAUUAGAUUAUGAAACAGAAAAUUUAUAUUCAAUAAAAUUACAAAGUGGAGAUAAAAUCAAAAUAUUAAAUAUUAAAGUUCUUGAUAUUAAUGAAUAUUCUCCAGUUAUAAUUAAUAAUGACAUACCAAAUACAGCAAAUCAAAUUAGUAAAUAUUCUAAACCUAAUACUAUUUUAUCAAGUAUUGAAGCAAUAGAUCUUGAUUCAGGAAAAGGAUCAGAAUUAAAUUUUUAUAUAAACUCUUUUACCCAAUCACCUGUUGAUGGAAUGAUUAUUGAUAGAAAAGUAGGAUUAAUUACAUUAAAUUCUAAAAAUAAUCUUUCAAUGAUAAAUGAAUAUAAUUUACCUUUAGAGGUAAUAGUAAAAAAUGGAAAAUUAGAUAGAAAAGUACCAAAACAUGAUAUGAUAACAUUAACUUUUACAAAUGUAACUUCACCACCAGUUUUUGAUAAAGUUUUUUAUACAAUUGAUUUGCCUAUAGAUAAAAUAGAAAAAAAAACAAAACUUUUAGAAUUCAACUUUUUUAACAAUAAUAAUGGUAAUUAUGUUUAUUCAAUUUAUCCUGAAAACAAAAAUGAUGAAGGAUUAAUUUGUAUUGAUAAAAAAGAAGGAUACAUAAAAAUAUGUAAUACUUUUACAACAAAUAUUAUAAAUAAAUUUCAACAAAAAAAUUAUAAAUAUAUUUUAACAAUUCAUGAAAAUAUAGGAAAAAAAAAUAAAAUUGAAAUUUUAAGAAGUAAAGCAAUACUUAUAGUUAAAGUAAUUAAAAAAAUAGAUGAUAUAUCAAAAUUAUUAACAUAUACAAUUGAAGGAAUAGAAGAAAAUAGUAAUAUUGCUUUGUUAAAUAUUAAGAAAGGUGAAAAAGUUGAGAUUGAAGAUAAUAAUUUAAGAGAAUUAUUUACUAUAAAUACACAACAAAAAGUUUUGAUGAAUAAAAAAGUUAUCAAAAGAGAAACACCAAAUAUUGAUUAUAUAAAUAUUCCAUUGAAAUUUACAAAUAAUAUUGGUAAAGUAAGAAAAGAAAUAAUCAUUCUUGGAAUUGAAAAAAUAAAAAAAGAAGAUAGUAAAAAGAUAUCAGUAAAAAAUAUUAUAAUACAAGGAACACCUGAUUUUAUUGAUGUUAAUACAUAUAAGAAUAAAAAAUGCCUUAUUAAAUAUAAUGAUAAUACUACAGAAAAAUGUAAAAUACCUUUUAGUAAAUUUACAAAACUUUCCAAUUUAACAAUAUAUCAGGAUAACACAACAUACAAAAUAAUUGGUUCAUUAUAUAAUGAUUAUCCUAAUGAUGGUGUAUGGUUAGAAAUAGAUACAACCUUACAAUCAGGUAUUGGAGAAAUUUUAUAUCAAUUACAAAAUAAAUUCAAUGAUAUGACUAUAAGAUUGAUAGGAAUUAAAAAAACUAAUGAUAAUAAGAUAUCAAAAAAGCAAAUUUUUAUUUCAAUAAUGAAUACUUUUAAUAGAAUAAUAAAUUCACAAGAGACAAAAAAAAUUGUUGAAAAAUUUAUUAAUGAUUAUCAUUUGAAGGAAAAAGUUAGGAUAAUUGAUGAAAUUUGUCAGGAAGCUUGUAAUAAAAUUAUAUGUGAUACUAAAAUUAUUCCAUCUGAAGAUUUUAUAAAAUAUUCUUACUCCUCAUAUUCUUGGUAUGGACCUAUAAUUGAUAUUAAGUAUAAUUGUAUUGAAGAUAAGAUACUAGAUAAUAGUAAUACAAUGAAAUGUUUUAAAAGACCUUUUUAUGUUUCACAGGUAUUUGGACAAAAUUAUCAUUCAUCUCAACUUGGUGACUGUCAAAAUGGUGGUUUUUGUAAUCCUAAAACAGAAGUUUGUACCUGUCCUAAAGGAUAUAAGGGAGUUUUUUGUGAAGAGGAUAUCAAUGAAUGCCUAAAUUCUAAAAAUAUUUGUGGUAAUGAAGGAAUAUGUAUUAAUAUACCAGGAAGUUACAAAUGUAUGUGUGAAAAUGGAAUUGAAAAAUUUAAUUGUGAUGAUAAUAAAAAUAUUUACAAUAAAAAUAAUACUUGUAAUGAAAAUAUUUGUAAAAAUGGUUUGUGUAUACCAAAAAAUGAUGGUUCAUCUGAUUUAUGGUUUUGUUCUUGUAAUAAAGGAUAUUAUGGAGAUAACUGUGAAACAAAAAUUUACUCUUUUGAGUAUAGUAGUUUUAUGGAAAUUGAUAUGAAAAAUGAAGAAAUUGAAGAGUUAAUUUUUGAUUUUAAUACUAAACAAGAAAAUGGUAUUCUUUUUUAUUCAUAUACUUUAGAAAAUCAAUAUGAUUAUAUUAGUGUUGAUUUAAUUAAUGGAAAUAUUCGUUUAAGUUUAAAUAGAAGUUUAACAAAUGAAUUGAUAAAUGAAUUUAUUCAUACUCCUAUAAAUGAUGGUAUAUGGAAAAGGCUUCAAUUAAUUUUUACACAUAAUUCUGUUAUAAUUAAUUUAAAAGCAUGUAAUAAUAAAGGAACAGAAUGUGUUGAAUGUAUUAAUGAUAUAUGUAGAAAAGAAAUUGAAACAAUUUAUGGAAGAUUUUCUUUACCAUCAAAAAAAUUUUUAAUAGGUGGUAUUGGUAAUGAUGAUGAAAUUUUAAGUAGAGGAAAUCAAUAUAAUUCACCAGAAUUUGUUGGUUGUAUAAAAGAUAUUUAUCUAAAUAAUUUACCAUUAUUUAAUCAUAAUGUUAUUGUUGAAAAUUUAAUUGAUUAUUGUCCAUUAAUAGGAAGGCAAAAUAAUUGUCAUGAAGAUAUAUGUGGUAAAUUUGGAAAAUGUUAUAAUAAGUUAAAUAGUUAUACUUGUAAAUGUAACGAUAUUUUUACAUCAGAUUCAAGUUGUAAAGAUAUCGUUCAACCAGUUUCAUUAGGUGAUGGUCAGGUUGCCUUUGAAUUAACAGGAAAUGGAAAAAAAUUAUUACAAUUUGUUUCAAAUAAUAGGAGUAGUAUUGAAAAUUUACCAAAUUUUCCUAAAAAAAAUAUUCAAAGAAGAAGGAUAUCUGGAAAUACUUUUUCAGAAAUUUUUUCAUACACUUCAGAUGAUAUUCUUUCAUCACCUCAUUACUCAAAGAUAUCUUUACAAAAUCAAAAAUUAGAAAUUGAUUUUAAAACAAAUCAUAGUGAUGGUGUUCUUUUAUCAAUUUAUUCAAUAAAUUCAUCCAAAAUAUUUAUGCUUAAACUUGAUAAUGGUACUUUAAAUUAUUGUGUAUAUGAUGGUUUGACAAAUAUUUUUACAAUUGAAAUAAGUAAAGAUAUUUUAAAUUUAUAUUGGCAUAGAAUUGGUAUCAUUACAUCAAUAACCAAUCCAAAUACUAUAUCAUUUAAAUUAAAUGGUGAAGUUAUUGUAAAAAAUUUAGACAAUAAUUAUAUACCAAUAUUUGUUCAUAAAGAUUUAGGUGCAAUAUUAAUUGGAGCUGCAAAGUCAACAAGUUUUAUACCAUUUAAAGGAUGUGUUAGAAGAUUAAUUAUUAAUGAUUAUGGUUAUUCAAUGAUUAGUAAUGUUAAAAAACCAAAAGUUGAUGGUUUAUUUAGUCUUAAACAUCUUGGACAAGUCGAAAUUGGAUGUAGUGUUCCUUCAAUCAAUGAAAAUGAAUGUGAUAAUUGUGAGGGUAACUUUGAUGAAAGAAAUACAAAAUUAAAUGAUUUAGGAAAUGUACUUGGUAUUGCAUUUAUAUUUUUAUUUAUUUUAAUAAUUUUAUCAUCAAUAUAUUUUAUUGUUAAUAGAUAUCAAUGGAAAAAAGAUAAAAGAAAAAAUAUAAAAAGAAAAAAUGAAAAUGAAAUUAAUGAAAAUAAUAUUUUUCCUAAUUUAGAUAAUAUUCCUAGAACUUUUAUAUCAUAUCAAAAUACAGCUAUAUCAGCAUUCUCAUCAUAUGAAAAUAUUGGUUCUAAUCCUUUUAUUAUCUCAAAUAAUGGUAAUAUAAAUCCUGGUUUUUCUUCAAAUACUCAAUUAUCAAAUACAAUUGAUCAUCAGGGAUCUAGUGGUAAUCCAUCUAUGCACAAUUUAAGUCAUAUUUACGAUGCACCACUUAUCAAUAGGUCUUCAAUAAUUCAAAAUAAUAUAUUUACAAAAGAUUAUUAUCAAAAUCCAACUUUAGAAAUGGAUGAGACAUCCAAUAAUAAAACUGGCACUAUUAAAAGAUGCCGAAAACUUGUUACUUUUUCUCCAACUAAUGGAAUUAGUUAUAUUAACGAUAAUAAUUAUCAUUAUCCCUCAAAUUACUACAUUAAUAAUAGUGAUGAUGAUGAUGGAAAAGAAAGUCCAUAUCUAUGA